Molecule: messenger RNA, 1650 nt
Organism: Cajanus cajan (pigeon pea)
Lineage: Eukaryota; Viridiplantae; Streptophyta; Magnoliopsida; Fabales; Fabaceae
Product: alpha/beta-Hydrolases superfamily protein
Cellular component (GO): chloroplast
Source: RefSeq, a predicted model, not a curated record
GGACGGUGGAUGAGAUAUUUUGAAAUAGAGUGUGACUGAGGAGUCUGCAUAGAGCUGUGAACGUGAUUUUACCAACCGAACCAAAAAUCUGAUCGAGUCCGCGGUCAGCAUUUUGUGCUGUGCUUCUCUGUUCAUUGUUCCUAACCUUCAACUUUGGCUCUCAUUCUUUAAUUUUUCAUUUUCACUUUUCAUCACUGCCCUUUGAAGCUCUGCAUCCUCAAAUGGCUCUUUCCGCAACACUUACGCCUCCUUCAUCUCCAAAAUUCAACCUUUACGCCAAAAUUCGUAGACCCUUUUUCCCUCACUCCGUAACUUCCCCUAAUCCCCUAAAGAUUCGGGCUUCAACUACUCUGGAUUAUUCCAAUGUCUCAACCAACGACAAAUCCUCCCCUUUGAAGACUAGUAAUUGGCAAUGGAAAUUCAAGGAAAAUCUUAUAAACAUUUAUUAUGAAGAGCAUGUGAAGGAGAGUCCAGAACCUUCCCAAAAUAUCUUGAUGAUGCCAACCAUUUCUGAUGUGAGCACUGUUGAGGAAUGGAGAUUAGUGGCUGGAGACAUUGCCCAACGUAAUGGCAAUGUCAAUUGGCGGGCAACUAUUGUCGAUUGGCCUGGACUGGGUUAUUCUGAUCGGCCAAAGAUGGACUACAAUGCCGAUGUCUUGGAAAAAUUUCUUGUUGAUUUCAUCAAUUCACCCAAUGGUCCAAUAAAACAAUCAGAAAAUGAUCUGAUAAUUUUUGGAGGAGGGCAUGCUGCAUCAAUUGUAGUCCGUGCUGCAAAAAAGGGUCUGGUGAAGCCCAAAGCUAUAGCUGCCGUUGCACCAACUUGGGCUGGUCCCCUUCCAAUUGUGUUUGGUCGAGAUUCUAACAUGGAAACAAGGUAUGGUCUUCUAAGAGGCACGUUAAAGGCCCCUGCAGUUGGCUGGAUGAUGUAUAACAUGCUUGUGAGCAACGAAAAUGCAAUCCAAUCACAGUACAAAUCACAUGUAUAUGCCAACCCUGAGAAUGUGACUCCAGGAAUUGUGGAAAGCAGAUACGCGUUGACAAAACGAAAAGGAGCGCGUUACUUGCCUGCCGCGUUCCUGACUGGUGAAUUAGAUCCUGUAACAUCUCGCGAAGAAUUUCUUGAACUCUUUGCAGCGUUGGAGGGGAAGACACCAGUGCUGGUUGUAUCAACCAAAGGAUCUCCCAAGAGGUCCAAGGCUGAGAUGGAAGCUCUCAAGGGAGCCAAAGGGGUGAGCAAGUUUGUGGAAGUGCCAGGGGCUCUUCUUCCUCAAGAGGAGUAUCCUGCUUUGGUAGCAGAAGAGCUUUAUCAGUUCUUGCAAGAAUAUUUUGGCACUGUUGCAUAGAAUUCACAUUUUCUUUUUGGCAAUUUAUCUAUCAAGACAAACGGGCUAUGUCACACUAUCAUUGAUGUUCUGCAGGUUUCCCCCUUCUGUAUGUUGAUGCAGCUUCUGGAGGCACAGAUAUUAAUUGAUGGAAAAAGUUUGUGCAAGGGUGUACACACAUGUUUGUGUAGUGUGAUUUUAUUUUACUAUUAUAGAAACCCUCGUGUAUACGAGGAUUACACUUAACAAAUCAUUUCCGACUUGGCUGAUGACUUGAACACAACUUCUCAGAUGAAAGAUACUAAAAAAAGAAUCAAGGUUUUCUGGU